This is a messenger RNA of Diospyros lotus (date-plum), 3297 nucleotides long. RefSeq lists its product as uncharacterized. Bases 65 to 1639 code for a protein of 524 amino acids. Gene Ontology annotation, biological process: nucleobase-containing compound metabolic process. Gene Ontology annotation, molecular function: 3'-5' exonuclease activity; nucleic acid binding. Lineage: Eukaryota; Viridiplantae; Streptophyta; Magnoliopsida; Ericales; Ebenaceae. The transcript has 8 exons. The record is from RefSeq and is a predicted model, not a curated record.
AAUAGGUAGUCGGCUCAUAUAAAAAUGCCCUUCUCAGACGGCGACGGCUACGGCGACGGCAGUAAUGGAAGGUGAAAGCCGGAAGCCACUUGCAAUUCGUUGGGUAUCGUCCACGGACUCGCCCGAGUUCACUUGCUUCACUCGUGCUCUGAGUCGCUCGUCGGUCAUCGGGCUAGACGCCGAAUGGAAGCCUCAUCGAGCCCAGCAGUCGACGUUCCCCACCGUGUCGCUCCUCCAGAUUGCCUGCCGACUGGCCUCCGACGGGUCGACUCGCCGCCAGGAUGAGUCGUUGGUUUUUUUGCUCGACCUCUUGGCGGUUCCGCUUCCCUCAAUCUACCAACUGUUGAAGGACAUGUUUGGAUCGCCUGAUAUUUUGAAGUUAGGGUUUCGGUUCAAACAGGAUCUGGUCUACUUGUCUUCCACUUUCUGCUCUCAAGGCUGCGAUCCUGGCUUCGAUAGGGUGGAACCCUUUCUGGAUAUAACAAGCAUAUACAAUUAUCUACAACACAAGCAACCAGGACGGAAGACAGCGAAGGAAGUCAAGAGCUUGGCAACUAUUUGUGAGGAAACGUUGGGAAUUUCUCUUUCUAAGGAACUUCAAUGUAGUGAUUGGUCACUUCGUCCACUUACAGAAGAGCAAAAAGCAUAUGCAGCUGCAGAUGCACAUUGUUUGCUAGAAUUAUUUAAUGUAUUCCAGAUCAAGGUUAUCAAAGAAGGAAAUUCGUUUCAUAACAUUAAAGAUCUUGGUUUCUCUCACCUGGAUCUGGGGCUGAAGGAGAUUCUCAAGCAGCCUUAUAGUUGUGAUAAAAUUUUGAGGACCAGAUACUGUGAUGCUGUGGAGAUUGUCCAAGCAACUGCUUCUUCUGAAUUCUAUCUAAGAAUACCUAUGACAAGGGGAGAAAUAUCUAAGAAGUCUUGCAUAAAUACUGCACCCAUGGAUGAUACCCUCUCACAGAUUGUUAGAAAAUAUGGUGAUAAAAUACGAUUAAAGGAAUCUGACAGAAAACCUAAAACAUCCAGAAAGAAAGGAAAAAGAAAAUUCUCUGAAGGGUCUGUACAGAAAGAAAGGCAAUUAGAAAGUAGUGAUGAUUGGCAAGGUCCGCCUCCAUGGGAUUUGUCCUUAGGUGGUGAUGGAUGCCCAAAGUUUCUAUGUGAUGUAAUGGUAGAAGGCUUGGCAAAGCAUCUGCGGUGUGUUGGGCUAGAUGCUGCGGUCCCUUAUUCUAAAAAGCCUGGAACCAGGGACCUAAUAGAGCAAGCACACAGAGAGAAGAGGAUACUUCUGACGCGAGAUGCCAAACUUUUGAGACAUGAAUAUUUGUUAAAAUAUCAAAUAUAUAGAGUGAAGAGUCUUUUGAAAAAUGAACAGCUUCUGGAGGUAAUUGAAACCUUCCAAUUGAAAAUUAGUGAGGAUCAGUUAAUGUCAAGAUGCACCAAAUGCAAUGGUAGGUUUAUUCAAAAACCACUAACAACAGAGGAGGCAGUUGAAGCUGCAAAGGGAUUCCAAGUGAUUCCCAACUGCUUGUUUGACAAGAAUUUAGAUUUUUGGCAGUGCAUGGACUGCAAUCAGCUUUAUUGGGAGGGAACCCAGUACCAUAAUGCUGUACAAAAGUUUAUUGACGUUUGCAAGCUAAAUGAGUAACUUGAAGGCCAUAACCGUGGCACAUCUUGGCAUGAUGUCUAAUGGAGCAUAAAAGUUAUGCAUAUUUGUAUGGUUACAUGUAUUUCUCCUGAUUUGAGAAACUGUCCAAUGCAUAUUCCGUUUUGGUUUGUGAAUGAAGGUCGGAAUUGUGUGGAUGAAACCAUGUUCUGAACUUUGUGGCCAUAUGAAUUUGUUCUGUUCAUUUUGCAUAUGCUCAUCCAUGUUUGUUGAAAGGCUGGAUGGUCUCUAUCAGCCGAUGGUUUCUUCCCAUAUCAAUGAAAGGAUUUGGCGGCACUGGCUCACCACAUGAAAGGUACGAUAGUGACGGUAGUUUUAGAUGAAUGCUUAUGGGGUUUACCUUAUUUAUGUUUUGCUGCAUGAAAUCCAUUACUCGUGCAGUUCUUGCUGGAAAUGUGAAAGUUUGAUAUCUAUUGCCUAAAAGAUUAGGACCAUGGGACCUAACUUCCAUAGAUGAGUUGGCUUUGUUUGUUCAGGGCCAAAGGGGAAGGGUACAAGUGGAAUGCUGAGGUUUUUCUUUUCAUUGAUUGAUGAGGUAAUAUAAGAAGGUUCAGUUUGUGUUUAACUUCCAAUAUUUGUCUUAAAUAUUUCCAAUGGGAUAAUGGAGGCACUAAUAUUUUGUGAUAGGCGUCACAUUAUAUUAAUAUAGUUGUUAGGCAAAGCAUCAUGUGACACAGAUGCAGCAUUUUAGAGGCUGAAAAUGGUAGGAAGCCUGAACUGAGUCAAAUUGUAGCUUUAGUGGUAGGGUCCACCAAAGUUGGACGGAGCUAAAUCUAAAUUAUUUUUCUUUUUCUUAAAAAAGAUUAUGUUGUUGCUAGUGUGAAGGGUGAUUUAGUAGUUUCGUAACCAAUGAAUGGAUGAGAAUGUCUUCAAUAAAUUUGUUUUGAAAUUUCUUUUUAGAAAUAUGUUUGAAAACAUUCUAAUAUCAGGUACUACAAGAUGCUUUUAUUGGUUUUGAAAAUUGAUCGGGUAGGUAAAAUUUAUGAGAAAUAUGUAUACAAAUUGUUUAAUGGAAUUGCUUAAAGGUUUUUGAGAAAUUGCUUGUUCAGCCACGUUAUGGUCUAGUUUCAUUUGGUGAUUGAUUAUAUGAAUUUAGUUAGUUCUCUACCCAUCUUCUUUCAGUGUCAUGUUUUGUUAAAAAUUUCGUUUUUUUGUUGCUGUUUCCAGAAGUCUAAUGAACUGUUAAUUUGAAUUUAAAAGUAAUUUAGAGUAAACAGGAAGGGACAAUAGAAGCAUAUUAUGGAUUGGAUGAUGCUUUGUGACGCGUGAAUGAGUUAAACUGAAGUAGGGACCAGGGAAUCUGUCCAUGAGUGACGCGAUGCCUCUGCCGCUGCUGCUGCUGCUGCCGCUGCCUCUGAUGUUUUUCCAAAUCAAAUCAAAUCAAAUCAAAUCCAAUCCAAGUACGUACAUAUAGAUAUAUAUAUUUGGCAAUGGAAUGGAGUCUUGGUAUCUAACAAUUGUUCUGUGGUGUACCUGCAAUUGCUGACCAUUUUGUGCAAUUACUACAGCCACUAGUCUGGUUCUAGAAUCUAGCAUUUGUUUAUCCAACUAAAACUUUAGUGAUGUUCUGGGUAACAGCAUCAAGAAGGUUUAAAUUUUAAUAAAAAGAUAAAUGUUAUAAAAGUGAUUACAAAUUUAAA